Messenger RNA from Meloidogyne enterolobii, 564 nucleotides. NCBI's taxonomy places the organism in Eukaryota, Metazoa, Nematoda, Chromadorea, Rhabditida, Meloidogynidae. The record is from the annotation of a GenBank genome assembly.
AAAAAAAAAUUAGAAUAAAUUUUUUUAAAGAAAAAAAGAACAAAAUAAUAAUUAAAAGCAAAAAUAAAAUUAAAUUUGAGUCGAUAGAAAGUUGUAGGAAUCGAACUUUUGCCCCCUUCCGGGAAAAAUAACAGGCAAGGCGGGGCCCAUACCGACUUAACCACAAAUACUCACAAUUCUUCCCGUACAUAUUUUUAAUUUAAAUUAAUUAAUUUAUUUUUCCCUUUCAAGUUUGAUCAAUUAAAACAAUCAGCGCAAAAAUAUGAACAACACAAUCAUUAUACCGACAUUAGUUACCUAACCUUUGAAUUUAAACAAGGAGAAUUUUCUACUUUAGAAUUAAUGCAAAUUGAUCCUAGAACGACACGUACAGGAGCUCACUUAAUGGCCAUUAGAAAAGCCCACGCAGCUAUUAUUUGUUAUGCUGCACAUAUACCUUCUUCAUUUCAUGUAUUAACUGGAUUUUCUGAAGAUUUUAAUACUAGUCAAUCAGCAGAGGAAAAGGGAGGGAAAGGAAAGGGGAAAAUAACAAAAAAUACAGCUAGGCCUGUUAGUGUAUUUUAA